GAUACUUUGGUAACAUUUGAAACACUGCACAAUUAGUACAUAAUCAAGUUCACGAUUGAAUAAAAAAAGUAAUUACAGUUUAGAAAUUCUGGUUGUUAUGGCUUUCUGGAUUUGGUUAAUUUUUUUAAGUGUAAUCUACGUUGUGUGGAAAAAUGUUAAAAUGAGAUGGUACUUCAUCAAACACGGAGUGCCUGCAUAUCCUAAAUUACCGUCCAUCGGUAUUUUUGGUGUUAAUUUAAUAAAGCGUUGUCAUGCCAAUAUCAUAAUAAAGGAUUUGUAUGCUGCGAAUAAAAAAGCAAAAUACGUUGUUUCCUACUUUUUUGUCAGCCAUGCAAUUGUCGUACGUGAUCUCGACUUGAUAAAAUCCGUGUUCAUUAAAAACUUUGACCAUUUCGCUCAUCGUAGAACUUUUGUCGAAGAGGCAACCGAUCCACUAACUGGUAAGAACUUGGCUUUUUUAAAUGGCGAUAAAUGGAGAGAUGUGCGUAGUUUAUUGAGUCCAGCGUUUACGUCAAGUAAAAUCCGGACGAUGCACGGGUUGAUAUCUGAAUGUGCUGAAAGUUUUGCGGAAACGUUUAUCAAACUGUUUGCCAAUGUUGAUGCUAUUGACAUUAAAGAUGUUUUUGGUCGAUUUACAACAGAUAUAAUAGCUACCUGUGCUUUUGGUAUUGAGGUUAACAGUUUGGACAAUCCAAACGAUAAGUUUUACGUCACGGGAAGAGAGUGCUCAUUUUCUAAUAGAAAAAUUCUGCUCAGAUUCUUGUUACCUGCCAUGUUCCCAAAACUGGCAGCCAAGUUAGGUACUAGGAUCAUCCCUAAAGAAGAAACUGAUUUCUUUAUUAGUAUUAUCAAAACAACGAUAAAGACAAGACAAGAGAAGGGUAUCACUCGACCUGACAUGUUGCAGCUUCUUAUUGAUGCUAAAAGUAAAGUUGGGGAGGUUUCUAGUGAAGAUUUGAUAGAAAUCACAGCUCAAGUCUUUGUUUUCAUCCUCGGUGGCUUCGACACCACAUCUGAUUUCAUGUGCUUGAUGGCACACGAACUAGCUGUCAAUCCCGAUGCUCAGCAAAAACUUCAGUCAGAAAUAGAUAAAGUCAUGCGGGAAUGUGAUGGUAAGCCUACGUACGAAGCCAUUGGUAAUAUGAACUAUUUGGAUGCUGUUUUCUACGAAACUAUGAGAAUGCAUCCUAUCGCUUACGUGUCGAGAAUGUGUUCUAAGGACUUUGAGUUUCCACCAGCGUUACCUGGAGGAAAACCAAUCACAAUUAAAUCAGGAACAGAAGUUUUUGCAGCUGUUGCAGCUAUCCAUAGAGACCCAGUUUAUUAUGAAAAUCCAGAUAAAUUCGAUCCUGAUAGAUUUUUGAACAAGAAGAUUAGUGAUGAUGUGUUCAAUUUGGGCUUUGGUUUAGGCCCAAGAAUGUGCAUAGGUAGGCGUUUCGCCAUACAUGAGAUUAAGACUUUGUUUACUCAGUUACUGUCCAAGUGUAGCCUUGAACCAUGUAAAAAAACUUGUAUACCAUUUGAACACGAUUCCAGUCAAUUUGCGGUGUAUCCAAAGGGUGGAUUUUGGUUGAAGAUGAAAUCCUAAACAACCCUUUAAAUCCUUUCGAACUAUUGGAGUAGCUACGCUGUUAAAAUGUUUUAUGGUUUUUGCCUCUCACUCUAUAAUUUAUUAAUUAUCAGGCACUCAAUGCACAACAAACAUAUAAGUAUGUAUUAAAUUGUAAUAAGAUAUAAAUUUAAUCAUUGUUUUUUAUAAGAGACUUUUUUACGGAAUGCAUCAGUUCAUCAAGUAGAUAAGGUUUUCCAAAAUAAGGAAAAAAAGUGAGAUUCUAGAUUUUUAUCAGUGAUAA
This is a messenger RNA of Copidosoma floridanum, 1853 nucleotides long. Its product is annotated as cytochrome P450 9e2 pseudogene. The record is from RefSeq and is a predicted model, not a curated record. NCBI's taxonomy places the organism in Eukaryota, Metazoa, Arthropoda, Insecta, Hymenoptera, Encyrtidae.